Molecule: messenger RNA, 1137 nt
Organism: Letharia columbiana
Lineage: Eukaryota; Fungi; Ascomycota; Lecanoromycetes; Lecanorales; Parmeliaceae
Exons: 1
Coding region: 1-1137 (378 amino acids)
Source: RefSeq, a predicted model, not a curated record
AUGACCGAAUUCACCGCCGCCGAUUCUUUUUUCGACUUCGACGCGGCCACUGACAAUGACCUGGCAAACGAGGUUGGGGUCGAAAAGCCCAAAGCUCUUUGCAGCUUCUUCAGAUACCCUACAGACUUGCAUGAUCAACGUCCACAGCCGCGCAGCGCCAUGAGCUUUCAACCCACCCAGCAGGUAGGUCAAAGAGCGGCGAUCCCUGAUUCAAGCCCAACUUUAGCCCCUCUUCUCAGUCCAGGGAUGCAGCAACAGUGGCCUGCUCUCUCUCCUAGGAGCCAGUACACGGACACUGGCCUCUUCACUUGUGGAGAAUCUACGCCUCCGAACCAACCGAUUUUGCACUACCCGCAACAGCAACAGCAGCAUGAGGCUAGACCUCAACCAAACGUCCAGCAACAAGAGCCUGCUUCCGCUCCCGCGAGCCAAAGCAUGGAACCUAUCCGCAACACCUACGAGCAACCUCCAGCUCGUUGCAUAUUGCAUACCAGGAUGUACCAACAAGACUUUGGUCCCUCUUCCAUGGACCCUAACUUGAGACCUCGCCCAUACACCCACAAGCGACCUUCGGCUUCUUCCUCCCCAAUCACCCAACACCAGCAUGCUCCUCUCCCCCUAAAUGUCGAGUCUCAAAAGCUCCGACCCAACCACCUCCUCCAACGGCCAACUCCCCUCCCUCAAAGCCGCCAGCGCCUCCCAGCCGGCCCUUCAAAGGAGUCCCCCCCCAAAACUCCUCCUGCCCCUCCACCAAUCCAACCGCACCAGCAAACCGCCAACCACACCUUCCCACCCACGCCGGAACGACAGCAAGACCCCCCCCACCCUCUCCACCCAGCAACAAGCGCCAUCUCCCAUCCCCACUCCCCCCACUCCCCCCACCGCCACCAAGCCACCCAUCAAAGGCAGCAAACCGUCCACCGGCAUCACCAAACGCCCCGCCAAAACCGCGUCCAAACCCCGCGGCCGCCCACCCAAAGAAGCCCCCUCGACCGGCUGGGUCAACGCGACCGUGGCGCCGGAGGAGCAUUUCAACACCACCAUGUACGGCCGCAACAGCCUCCGCGGCGUCGGGUCCGAAGCGCGGUUGGCGGAGCCGUGGAACCGGCCUUCGGUCAAGUGCAAGGGCAAGGCUAA